UCUCGGAGAUUUUGGUAACAUCCUGGAAUCUGGUGUGGAAUAUCAGUUUUUCCUGGACUCAAGAAGUCAUUCUAAUGAAAACAAAUUGGAUUUUGACAUCAGCAAACUGAGAAAAGAGAUGCUGUGUGUGCGUGAGUCUGGGGACUGCCUCAGGGAGCAGAUGCAGUGCGUGAUGAAGACUCUGCAGGACCUGAAGCAGAUGAAACAGGGGUUUAGGGCCGCCGUCAACCCCAGCCCCCUGUCUGCGAAUGCCCGAGGCUGUCAGAAGAGGGUGCUGCAGAGGGAGCGCCUUGCUCGGCUCCGCAACUCUGACAUCUCCGAAACGGGCACCUACGACUCAGCCUUUUGCUUGGCAACGACGCAGGAGGAAGAUGGCAGCGUCCGAUUGGGUGUGGGCUCCCCCAGCAGUGAGAAGAGUCUGGAGUUUGACUCGGGUUACUCAGAGGCGUCCUGGCAAGAUGAUCCAGUUGUUCUUAGAAGGAGCAGAAACAUCAGGGUGUCUUCUGGGGCUUGUCUGCGUACCAACCGAGCUCCAAGUGGUCGAGUGAGGCCCAAAUCCACCUCGGACGCUUGCUUGGAGCGUUGGACCUCCUUUGAGUCCAACGACCCUGAGGAUUGGACUACCUCUUUGCUCACAAGGGGACGUAACCGCCAACCUCUAGUCCUGGGUGACAACAGCUUUGCUGACCUCAUUGAGAACUGGAUGGACCUCCCUGACUGUCCAGAAGCGGCUGAACUGAAGCCCAAUUCAGGACGUCGCUUGGCCAAAGACUUUAUGCUCAACAUGCGCCGCAAGCUGGCUGGCAUGUCACGGAAUGGGGACGACCGGGGGAAAUCAGUUGUGGGUAACCAAGCUAACAGAGCGGGAGCUCCCAAGCGCCUCUCCUGUCCAACCAGCUUCCAGGUCCGAGCUCCCUUCUUCCACCAGUCACACACAGGGCUCCACGAAAUGGGAACAGGCUUUUACCAAUUCACCGAACUCAUGAAAACUGGGAGCCGGCAACCGAUCAUCUGCAACGACAUCAUUGGUUAUAUUUAACCAGCCAAAAUCAAACCUACAAACUAUUCUCUCCUUUUGUAUUUUGUAUUAUUUUGAUGGUUUAUAUUUCAUAUUCAAAAUGUUAUAUUUUUCUUGAAAAAUAAAU
Polyodon spathula (Mississippi paddlefish) is the source of this 1145-nucleotide messenger RNA. Its product is annotated as PAK4-inhibitor inka2-like. Gene Ontology annotation, molecular function: protein serine/threonine kinase inhibitor activity; protein kinase binding. The record is from RefSeq and is a predicted model, not a curated record. The transcript is spliced from 3 exons. Bases 119 to 1039 code for a protein of 306 amino acids. NCBI's taxonomy places the organism in Eukaryota, Metazoa, Chordata, Actinopteri, Acipenseriformes, Polyodontidae. Gene Ontology annotation, cellular component: nucleus.